AUGAGCGAAAAUCCUUGCCAAUUGGCAAAACACGAUGUCAAACCGUUUUGUUUGCUGGUGCUGCUCUACUUUCUACAGGGUGUACCGGUGGGUUUGACUUUUGGCACCGUGCCGUUUUUACUCAAGUCAAUGACAAAAAAUACAACAUUUACGCAGCUCGGAGUGUUCACAAUGGCUACAUAUCCGUACUCGCUCAAAAUACUUUGGUCGCCAAUUGUCGACUCGAUCUACAGCCGAAAAACUGGGCGGCGACGGUCAUGGAUCAUCCCGGUCCAGCUUUUGAGCGGCACGAUUCUGUGGAUUCUGGGCGUUGCAGUCUCUAAAGAUCUGAUUUUCGCAGGCGUCGAUGAGUCGUAUCAGAGCGGCACUGUACCGCAGAACACAUCGCCAUCGAGCCUUAAUAUCCCAUCGCUGACAGUGUGUUUUCUGAGUCUCAUUGCCCUCUGUGCGACCCAGGACAUAGCAGUCGAUGGCUGGGCACUCGAGAUCUUGUCUAAAGAGUCCCUCUCCUAUGCAUCGACUGCGCAAACCGUCGGACUGAACACCGGGUACUUUCUCUCAUUCACGAUUUUCCUGACCUUCAACUCUGCUGACUUUAUGAACAAAUACAUAAGGACCGUCCCUUUGCAGCAUGGGAUUGUCAGCUUGAGCGGGUUUCUAAAGCUCGCGGGACUUCUGUAUUUGGUCGUCACACUUUAUAUCGCACUCUUCACUAAGGAAAAGCCCACAAAAAUCCCAGCACUGCCGACCAAAAAGAGCGACGAGAAGAUCGGGGACCUCAUUGAUUACAAUUACGACACAAACCCAGCUCACCAAAGCUUAGCAAAUGUAUAUCGGUCAUUCUUCAAGGUCCUGAAACUUCCAAGCGUGCAAUCUCUAAUGAUUAUCCAUUUUUUCAGCAAAUUCGCAUUUCAGUGUAAUGAGGGCGCCACGAAUCUGAAAUUGUUGGAACGAGGUUUUAAAAGAGAGGAUCUGGCCGUCACUGUUCUUAUCGACUUUCCAUUUGAAAUAAUUUUUGGCUACUACGUUGCCAAAUGGAGCGGUGACUCCUCUGAUCAAACGAGACCGGGACUAUCUUCUAAUCCAGUUUUUUCCAAUAGAAUAAUCAGGUUUCUUGUAGGAAAAACUGGAACUUUAACGCCCUGGCUAUGGGGAUUCCUGGGAAGGCUUACCGCCGCCUUUUUGGCCAACGUUCUGAUUGCCAAAUUCCCCGUCGAUGGUGAAAUUACUCGCGGCUACUUUUGCAUGGUAGUCUUCCAGCAUCUGCUCGGGUCAUUUAUGAGUACGGUACAAUUCGUGGGGAUCUGCUCCUUUCACACGCAGAUAGCAGACCCGGUCAUCGGCGGCACUUACAUGACUUUGCUGAAUACUUUGAGUAAUCUAGGUGGGACGUGGCCCCGACUUUUAGUGUUAUCCAUGAUUGACCGUUUUACAAAAUAUGGAUGCGUCCUCACAAAAAAGGUCGAAAAUGACAUUGUCACGGAAGCAAGUUGUAGCGCGGCCGGUGGCGACUGGGUUACGAUCAGGGACGGUUAUUUUGUCACCAAUCUAUUUUGCAUUACUGUGGGUUGUUGGUUGUACUUUGGGUUUAUCAAAAAGAAAGCUCAGCAGUUGCAGAAGCUACCUCCGUCCUCAUGGCAGUGUCACUAG
Molecule: messenger RNA, 1650 nt
Organism: Lachancea meyersii CBS 8951
Lineage: Eukaryota; Fungi; Ascomycota; Saccharomycetes; Saccharomycetales; Saccharomycetaceae
Source: the annotation of a GenBank genome assembly